Molecule: messenger RNA, 874 nt
Organism: Odocoileus virginianus texanus
Lineage: Eukaryota; Metazoa; Chordata; Mammalia; Artiodactyla; Cervidae
Source: RefSeq, a predicted model, not a curated record
UGGUAUCUUGAUGGAGACACACUACUAAUAAUCAUUUGUGUUGGCAUUGUGUUCCCUCUUGCACUUCUUCCUAAAAUAGGCUUUCUUGGCUACACAAGUAGUUUAUCAUUUUUCUUUAUGGUGUUCUUUGCUCUUGUGGUAAUAAUUAAAAGCUCCACCUCGUGUCCCUUAACAUUGAACUAUACAGAACAGUACUUCCAGAUUUCAAAUACUACAGAUGAUUGUAAACCAAAGCUCUUUCAUUUCUCCAAAGAGAGUGCUUAUGCCAUACCAACCAUGGCUUUUUCAUUUCUAUGCCACACCUCAAUACUGCCCAUAUACUGUGAACUUCAAAGCCCUUCUAAGAAAAGGAUGCAGAAUGUAACCAAUACAGCAAUUGCUUUAAAUUUUCUCAUUUAUUUUGUAUCUGCACUCUUUGGGUACCUCACUUUUUAUGACAAUGUGGCGUCAGAAUUAUACUUGCCACAUGAUGUUGUCAUCAUGACUGUGAAGUUGUGCAUACUAUUUUCUGUGCUUUUGACAGUCCCUCUAAUCCACUUCCCUGCAAGGAAAGCUUUAAUGAUGAUGUUUUUUUCCAAUUUUCCAUUCUCAUGGAUUCGCCAUUCUUUGAUCACUCUAGCUCUCAAUAUUAUCAUUGUUUUACUGGCGAUAUAUGUUCCUGACAUUAGGAAUGUAUUUGGUAUAGUUGGUUCCAGUACAUCAACGUGUUUGAUUUUUGUGUUCCCAGGACUGUUUUAUCUUAAAAUGAGCAGAGAGGAUUUUCUCUCACGGAAAAAGUUGGGGGCAUUUGUUUUGCUCAUCUUUGGUAUUUUGGUUGGUAAUUUUAGUUUAGCACUCAUUAUUUUUAAUUGGAUUAAUAAAUGAAAGAAAUUAU